UCCCACUCUUUCGCUGCCUCUCUCCUUCUCCACCUUUCUCUCUUUCUCUCGUCCCUCUCAUAUUCUCGCACUCUUUCUCUCUCCGUUCUUACCUCCAGCCAGUCGACAUUGACUCGUCGCAGCAGGAAGAUCACCUCUCCCUUCUUCAGGUUCAACUCCGCCUUGCCGUUGCCGCGAAAGUCAAACAUCGCCUGAGAAACACACACACACGCACACAUACACACCACAAAAGAGAGAGUACACACACGCGCACGCACACACAAAGUCAGUGAGAGAAAAGAGGAGCGAUUUAAAAGAGCAUACGGAUUCAACACAAAGAAGGAACAAUGACGGGAAACAAAAUGGUUAUGACAGAUCUGCUAAAACCUGAGGAGAUCAAGAAAGCUCUUGAUGCCUUCGCAGCAGAAACAUUUGACCCUAAAAAGUUCUUUGAAAUGGUGGGAAUGAAGGCCAUGUCGGCUGAAAACGUCAAGAAGGUCUUUCAGGUUCUGGAUGUGGAUGGUAGCGGAUUUAUAGAAGAAGAAGAGCUAAAGUUUGUACUGAAGGGCUUUUCCAAGGAUGGCAGAGAUCUGACUGACGCUGAGACUAAAGCAUUUCUCACAGCUGCAGACAAAGAUGGAGAUGGCAAGAUCGGCAUUGAUGAGUUUGAAGCCUUAGUGCAUGAGUAGGGGAAAGCUGAACUCCCCUCUUGUUCUUCCUGCUCCUUUUUGUCCCUGCAUCCACAUUUUGUAACUGCGACCUUCAAACUCUUCCUCCCUUUCCUCGCUCUGGACCCCUCACACAGAGUCAGACCAGGCCUGCUCUCUGCAAAACACUACCAAAAACAGGCCAACAGGGAGUCCACCUGAGGAGGAACAUACAGGCAUAACAGGCACCAGUUUCACUUUUCAUUUUUCUUUUUAUAUAUAUAGAUAUAUAUAUAUAUAUUUAACCACACAUGCUGUAUGGAUUUCAGAAGCAUUCUUAAUGAUUUCGCGAGGAUAGUCUGUGGUCAAAAAAGGUGGUACUAGUGUUGUAGAUGGUGUAGAUGUUCUCAAGACUCCUUAAAUCUUAAUUUCCUUCCUG
This is a messenger RNA of Neolamprologus brichardi, 1065 nucleotides long. It is a transcript of the gene pvalb7, whose product is annotated as parvalbumin 7. The record is from RefSeq and is a predicted model, not a curated record. Gene Ontology annotation, cellular component: cytoplasm. Lineage: Eukaryota; Metazoa; Chordata; Actinopteri; Cichliformes; Cichlidae. Gene Ontology annotation, molecular function: calcium ion binding.